UCAACAGGCGCAGUCGGAGCUCUGCACAUCCACAGGCUCAUUUAACGCACACAUAGCGGAACACGGACGUUUUCGUUUACUUUGACUUGACUCGCUCACUGGUUCCUCUGACUCUCAGCGCCUUCCAGACCUCCAUCUGUGUGCCUGAGGAUCUGUAGGCUCCCUUUCCCCGAUGUAGAGGGAGUUCUCAUCAGCAGCAGACGUGUCCACAACUUGUGUUGUCCCUUGAAGUGGCCCACCAUGCGUGAGUACAAGCUAGUUGUGCUUGGAUCAGGAGGUGUGGGAAAAUCUGCACUGACAGUCCAGUUUGUGCAAGGCAUCUUUGUGGAGAAGUAUGACCCCACCAUAGAGGACUCUUACAGAAAGCAAGUUGAGGUUGAUGGACAACAGUGUAUGCUUGAGAUCCUCGACACGGCUGGAACAGAGCAGUUCACAGCUAUGAGGGACCUUUACAUGAAGAAUGGACAAGGCUUUGCUUUGGUCUACUCUAUUACAGCGCAGUCGACAUUUAACGACCUCCAGGACCUCCGGGAACAGAUCCUGCGAGUAAAAGACACAGAGGAUGUUCCCAUGAUCCUGGUGGGAAACAAGUGCGACUUGGAGGACGAGCGUGUGGUUGGGAAGGAGCAGGGGCAGAACCUGGCUCGUCAGUGGAACAACUGUGCCUUUUUAGAGACCUCAGCUAAAUCAAAGAUCAACGUUAAUGAGAUUUUCUAUGAUCUGGUGCGACAGAUCAACAGAAAAACGCCGAUGGAAAAGAAUAAGACGAAAAAGAAGUCGACUUGCACACUGCUCUAAGACGCGCUCCCACGGUUGCUCCAGGCCAGAAACUUGCAACGAUUAACUGUUUCCCAGUGGAUGAUGCCAGCAUUCCAAAUCCUCUUCAGAGCGUUUUGAAAAAGGCUGACCAAGAAACCUCACCACUUGUAAAAUGGCAGAAGGCACAUACUCUUAACGAAAAUGUUCUGCUUACUAAUGGCAAAGAAACCUACAUACUCUGUAUUGUCGGCCUUAUAACAACUGUCUUUCCUCUUCUCCGUGGUGUCUUUCUUCUGGAAAUUUCUGUGUACAAGAGGAGUCUGUGGAUUUAAAUCCACACAUGGGAACUAAAAAGGUUUUAUUGGAAAUGACAUCAGUUUUUGGCAUAUUUUAAAAUAAUGUUUGCAAAAUAAUUCAUCUGAAAUGUUGGUCUUCAUGCACAUUUCUGCACUAACUGUGUUGAUGAAGAUGCAUCAUUGUUUAUAAGUUACUCACUCCUACUUACAGGGACGUGUACUGAUAACAUCUUUCCUAAGUGACUUUGUUUUAUAUCGCGAGCUGUAAGCCUUCCGUAUUUCCCAUAAUAUAUUCUACUUCCAUUUUUGCAUAAUAAAGUUAAAGAAAUUAGUAUUUUACAGACUCAUGGGGGGUAAAGGGUGCAUUCUGAUUUGUGUUUUGAGGCUGAACUAUAUUGUACUAAGCCACAUCUAAUAUUGCUUCUUGUUAUCCUGUCAGAUAAUUUUCCAGCUUUUAUGAAUGAUUAAAUUUUAGUACAUUUUCA
Molecule: messenger RNA, 1540 nt
Organism: Nothobranchius furzeri (turquoise killifish)
Lineage: Eukaryota; Metazoa; Chordata; Actinopteri; Cyprinodontiformes; Nothobranchiidae
Product: ras-related protein Rap-1b
Biological process (GO): Rap protein signal transduction; cellular response to cAMP; negative regulation of synaptic vesicle exocytosis
Cellular component (GO): plasma membrane
Molecular function (GO): GDP binding; GTP binding; GTPase activity
Source: RefSeq, a predicted model, not a curated record